AUGUUUGGGAAUCUGUCCAGCACUGAUGCAAGGGGGAGAGCUGCAAGAGGAUCUCCAGUGUUCAAAAGGCAAUUGCCGAUGGCCUUUCCCUCCGUGAGCUUUGGAUGUCGCAGCACAUCGGGAGAAGCACGGCCUACUUGGAGGAGAUUAAGGAUGAGCAGAUCAGGCUUCCAAUUCGUGACGCAGCGUUGUCGAGGCUCGUGCCGAGCUGGUUGA
Molecule: messenger RNA, 216 nt
Organism: Symbiodinium natans
Lineage: Eukaryota; Dinophyceae; Suessiales; Symbiodiniaceae
Source: the annotation of a GenBank genome assembly